GACGAAAAGAGCUGGUGAACCAAACUUGGUAGAUAUGUUCACAUUUUGCUCCCCUCUCAAUUCAAACAACCCCACUGACCCACUCUCAGAGUCUCAGCCCCCUCAAAACAAAACAAGACUUUUAAAAUUUUGAUUUAUUUUUAGUUUGGCGGUCGGUGCCGCGCAUCAGUUUGUCAGUUUCCCCGGCGACCUUCUCCGGUGACGGUAUCACUCCCCUAAAUAUAAUUCCAGCAUAUGCAAUUGGCAAUCUAUUGGCUGCAUUUGCAAUCCCACUUUGCUUGUGAAUUGAAGCACUUGACUCUAAUUAAGCAACAAUGCAAGCUUCUCUAAUAACACCGUAUUCAAGCUUAAACCUUUCAACCCCAAAUGUCUCAAAAAGGGUAGUCAUUCCUGUAAGAUGUCUUUCUGUAAGAGCAUCGUCUGUACCUUCGACCCCGACUACUCAAAGACCGCCUUCUGAGAUGUCCGAUUCCUCACUUAAGCUCAACAAGUACAGCUCUCGCAUUACUGAACCUAAGUCUCAAGGUGCUUCACAAGCUGUUCUGUAUGGAAUUGGACUUUCCGAUGAUGACAUGCAGAAACCCCAGAUUGGUAUUUCAUCAGUUUGGUAUGAGGGUAACACUUGUAAUAUGCAUCUAUUAAGCUUGGCAGAAGCUGUAAAAGAAGGAGUUACGGAUGCUGGAUUGAUUGGGUUUAGGUUCAAUACUGUUGGUGUUAGUGAUGCCAUUUCAAUGGGUACAAGUGGGAUGCGUUACAGUUUGCAGUCUCGAGAUCUGAUUGCUGACAGUAUUGAGACUGUUAUGUCUGCUCAAUGGUAUGAUGGCAACAUCUCCGUUCCUGGGUGUGAUAAAAAUAUGCCAGGUACUAUCAUGGCUAUGGGGCGUCUCAAUAGGCCAAGUAUCAUGAUAUACGGCGGUACUAUCAAGCCUGCUCAUUUUCAAGGACGUACCUUUGAUAUUGCAAAAGCUUUAGAGUGUUAUGGGGAGUAUGUUAGCGGAGCUAUUACUGACGAACAGAGAAUGGAUGUUGUCCGAAAUGCCUGUCCUGGAGCAGGGGCAUGUGGUGGAAUGUAUACAGCCAAUACCAUGGCAUCUGCUAUUGAGACAAUGGGAAUGACUCUUCCGUACAGUUCUUCAACACCAGCCGAAGACCCUCUAAAGUUGGAUGAAUGCCGUCUUGCUGGAAAAUAUAUCCUUGAUUUACUGAAGAUGGACUUAAGACCACGAGACAUAAUAACCGAGAAUUCUCUGCGCAAUGCAAUGGUUAUGGUUAUGGCCCUAGGUGGGUCUACAAAUGCUGUACUCCAUCUGAUUGCCAUUGCUAGGUCUGUUGGUCUAGAUUUGACUCUCAAUGACUUUCAGAAGGUUAGUGAUAAGAUUCCACUGCUUGCCGAUCUUAAGCCGAGUGGUAAAUAUGUCAUGGAAGAUUUACACAAGAUUGGUGGUACUCCUGCAGUGAUUCGCCACCUUCUUGAACUGGGAUACUUGGAUGGGGAUUGCAUUACUGUUACGGGGAAAACACUGGCCGAGAAUGCCAAGCUCUUCCCAGCCCUGGCUGAAGGUCAGCAAAUAAUACGGUCCCAGUCAAACCCCAUCAAGCAAACAGGACAUAUCCAGAUAUUGUAUGGUAACCUUGCUCCAGAGGGUUCUGUAGCAAAAAUUACUGGAAAAGAAGGAUUGUAUUUCUCUGGUCCGGCAUUUGUUUUUGAUGGAGAAGAAGCUAUGGUUGCUGCCAUUUCAGAGGACCCUCAAAGCUUUAAGGGAAAGGUUGUCGUUAUUAGGGGCGAGGGGCCUAAAGGCGGACCAGGCAUGCCUGAAAUGUUGACACCAACUAGUGCAAUAGUUGGAGCUGGCCUCGGAAAAGAUGUGGCUCUGUUAACAGAUGGAAGAUUCUCAGGAGCUUCACACGGGUUUGUUGUUGGUCAUGUGUGUCCAGAAGCACAGGAGGGUGGACCAAUCGCUUUCAUUAAAAAUGGAGAUAUUAUUACAAUUGAUGUUCUAAAGAGGGGAAUGGAUGUUCAUUUAACAGGAGAGGAGAUCAGAGAGCGAAGGGAGAAAUGGAGUCCACCUCCUUUCAAGGCAAAUAAAGGAGUCUUGUACAAGUACAUCAAGAAUGUCCAGUCAGCUUCCAGGGGUUGCGUAACUGAUGAAUAGAAUAGCAGCAUGGAAUCGAGUUGUGGAAACUGCAUGCAUCGAAUACUCUUCGAGAACUACUGUAAGUUUUACGGUUUCCUUUGUUGUAUGUUGUCAUAUGUACGAUUAUAUAUUGAUAAGAUAUGCCCAUGAAAAAAAUAAAAUGAAGGUAGAAGCAAAUGGCUUCCCUGUAUAUAAGUAGUAAGUGUCACGUACGUGUUGCUCCGUAUGUAUGUAGUAUUGAAUAAUAUUGUUGUAUAUCCAAAUAUUUUUAAGUUUGAGGGCCUCAAUAUUUUACAAAAAAAUCAAAA
Molecule: messenger RNA, 2443 nt
Organism: Spinacia oleracea (spinach)
Lineage: Eukaryota; Viridiplantae; Streptophyta; Magnoliopsida; Caryophyllales; Amaranthaceae
Product: dihydroxy-acid dehydratase, chloroplastic
Exons: 15
Coding region: 315-2153 (612 amino acids)
Biological process (GO): branched-chain amino acid biosynthetic process
Cellular component (GO): chloroplast stroma
Molecular function (GO): dihydroxy-acid dehydratase activity
Source: RefSeq, a predicted model, not a curated record